This is a messenger RNA of Trypanosoma grayi, 1212 nucleotides long. RefSeq names its product zinc finger protein, predicted. Bases 1 to 1212 code for a protein of 403 amino acids. Gene Ontology annotation, biological process: nucleobase-containing compound metabolic process. The transcript has a single exon. The record is from RefSeq and is a predicted model, not a curated record. Gene Ontology annotation, molecular function: 3'-5' exonuclease activity; zinc ion binding; nucleic acid binding. Lineage: Eukaryota; Euglenozoa; Kinetoplastea; Trypanosomatida; Trypanosomatidae.
AUGCUGCGCCGCGUAGGAACCGUGCGACUCUGGAGGCUGUCGCGACUACUCACAAAUCCUGUUGUGUCUUCUGCUUUGGGUGAAGGUGCAGCCAUUUCUUCUUCGCAACCACAGUCAUCAUUGCCAUCAGUAUCAGCGCCACCGUCCUCCUCGGAUAUUCUGAAGUACCCAUACGAGGUGGUCGACACACCAGAGAAACUAGAGAAAGCGGUGGGAUCCCUUUUAAAGGCUCGAUCGAUCGCCCUCGAUAUUGAGGCUUUCUGCACGACGGAACAUGCGAAACAACUGGGACGUAUUUCACUUGUGCAAGCCUGCUCAGAUGCUAAGCCCGUAGUCUUUCUAUUCGAUGUGCUCACACUUACGGCCCCAACCUUUGUAAAGAGUGUGCAACCCUUACUGGUGAAUAAAAAGGUACGAAAACUGUUGUUUGACUGUAGGCGGGACGUUGAGGCCCUGAGUUGCCAACUAGGGCUUAAGCCAGAAGGGGUCUUGGAUCUACAGCUUUUUUUUACCGCCAUUCAAUGGAAGCUCCGCAGUGUAAACCGCCGUUCUGGUAUGACGUACGUACUGAAAAAUGUCGCGAAGCUCACGAGGCAAGAGGGCGACUCCGCAGUGCAGGCUGCCAUGACACUGGGAAACCGCCCUGUGUGGGAUGUUCGCCCAUUGCCAGACCACUUCUUGGAGUAUGCAGCCGAUGAUGUGCGGCACAUUCUGUUGCUCUCAAACUACCUUAUUGGAAAUAGCAAGGGGUCACUCGACGCGGAGUCGGUGGAGCGGCUUACCGCGCAAUACGUUGAGCACUACGCGAUUGGGAAGCCUAUCACAGAGGAGGCCGACGCCACGCCGGCGGAAGUGAAUGUUGCGUGGCUGGAGCGCUAUAUAGGACCGGGUGGAGUGUGUCACUUCUGUGGUGCCAAAGGGCACACGGAAGCUGAAUGCUUUAAGAAACAGAACGGUAAGGCCAAGUGUUCGUUCUGUGGUGAGAGUGGACACACUGCACGGAAUUGCUUUAAGAAGCACCCACAGCUUCUUAAGUGUGAAAAGUGUGGACAGCUGGGGCACACCAGUGCCAGUUGCUUCCGGGCAAAUCCUUGCAAACACUGUGGGGGCCCACACAGUAGCGCGAAUUGUCACAAGAAACUACGGCAGCAAAAGUAUUUUGGCGACACAUGUUCCCCUCAGGAUGGGGAGGGGAUGUUUCGAUCGAAGUGA